Colletotrichum higginsianum IMI 349063 is the source of this 438-nucleotide messenger RNA. RefSeq lists its product as uncharacterized. The transcript has a single exon. The record is from RefSeq and is a predicted model, not a curated record. The coding region runs from base 1 to 438 and encodes 145 amino acids. Lineage: Eukaryota; Fungi; Ascomycota; Sordariomycetes; Glomerellales; Glomerellaceae.
AUGAAGGCGGCCUCCCGUGUCGACCUCGCCACGAUCAGCCCCUCCAUGUGCCAACGGAUCUCUGCUACUGUCAACGGCAACCCUGAGCACUUUUGCGCCGAGCUCGAGCGCCGCAGGCAACAGUCCCAGCGUGACCAAGAGAAAAACAAUGCUUUGGCUAUGAACGGCACAGCCCGCAGCCGCCAGCAAGAGAGGGAAUCCGACAGACUCGGUGGCAACGGCGGCGGUGGUGGCGGUGAUGUCAUUGGUGGUGGCAUCAAGGGUGGCGGCGGUGGCGGCGGCGGUGGCAAUGCUGUGUCCGAGUUUGCUUCGGUGCAGGAAAUCGACCGCAAGAUGGACAUUCUUCUGGGAGCCCAGGAAGACGCUCUGCAAACAGUCCUUCACCACGAGCUGGAGAUCAAACGUCUCUACUGGCUUAAGCAGAGGACGACAAGUUAA